AUGGAUCUUGCCAUGGAUACUAACUCUGACAAAACAAUCAACGGAAUAGUGGUUGGACAACUGAGUCCCACUCAAUUCUUUGUUUGGUGUCAAGAAUCCUAUCCCGGAAAAGAUGGUGUUCUCACUACGAAUCCUGAACACCCCGUGCUUCUCGGGGAUUGGGUGUCCUUGAAAUUUUCGAAAACUCAAGCGGAUUUGUACUUUCCUAAUCCAAAGAACGCGGAUGCACCUCCUUUCAAAACAUCGGAGUACUCGGUGAUUCCGGAUAUCUACAGGACUGAUGCGGCAAUUAUCAUUCGAGUGACACUUCUUCAAAAGUUGAAAGAAAACCAGGAGGAGAUUGAUCACUCUGUUUUUGGAAAGAUUUACAACAACAAUAAACUUGAAUUCGCUGAUGGUAUGUAUUACCUGACAAUCAAAAGAAUCAAAGUUGAGAAUAAUCGGGAUAGUGAAUGGGUUUUGGAAAAAGUUAAAGAAGUUCCUGAAGAGCCACCUGAGGUUGUUGUAACUGGAAUUGUUGCCGCGGUAGAUAACAAGAACAAGGACUUACUCUAUGUCUGGUGUGAAGAGCGUUUGCCGGGACAAGACAUCACCAUCAAAAUGCGUUCAGGCUCUCCAAGCCUUCCACUUGGAACAUGGGUGAAAAUGAAGUUGAAGUUGAAACUGAAAAUUGAUGACCCAGAUAAAAAGGAAAUUUUCCAUCCAAUCAUUGGGCAUAUUAUAAAUGAUGCCAUAAGACUUGAUCAACCCGGAAAGCAUGAACUCACUAUCAUCCGUGCAAGACCUGAUAAGAACAAUCAAAUUGAAAGCGUAUGGUACUUGCGGGAUGCGGAAUUAAUAAUGGAGGAUAUAGCUAUGGUGACUAGAAUUCUCACUGGCGGUCAAUCGGAAGCAAUUUAUGUUUGGUUAUUCGACGAGCAACGCGAAGGUCGUUUGUUUCUCAAUAGCACCGCCGAAAGUCAUGGUUUGACUGUUGGGAAAGUUUUCAGUGCUCCAUUCAUAAAACCCAAUCAAAAAUGGAUGUCAUCUGGUCCAGUUUCCCAAAUUGAGGAUCUCUAUCUGACAAGAGUAAAUAGAACGGGAGGUAUUGAUAUCCAAGUGAACGCUGAGAAUAUUCAAAAUGCCGACGACGCUCACUCUGGCUACCCGUGGAUUCAUCAUGGUCACUUUGGAGAUAUUCUGGAUAACCGACAUCAACUCCGGAACAGAGAGGCGGGCCAGUGUCGGAUGUGGAUCAGAAGAGCCUGGGUGGAUAGAGAGGAUAAUCAUCAAUGGGUUGUUUUGGAGGGAAUCGAAUAA
Caenorhabditis remanei is the source of this 1299-nucleotide messenger RNA. RefSeq lists its product as uncharacterized. The record is from RefSeq and is a predicted model, not a curated record. Bases 1 to 1299 code for a protein of 432 amino acids. NCBI's taxonomy places the organism in Eukaryota, Metazoa, Nematoda, Chromadorea, Rhabditida, Rhabditidae. The transcript is spliced from 8 exons.